Messenger RNA from Haliotis rubra (blacklip abalone), 3896 nucleotides. Its product is annotated as neuroglian-like. Gene Ontology annotation, molecular function: protein binding. NCBI's taxonomy places the organism in Eukaryota, Metazoa, Mollusca, Gastropoda, Lepetellida, Haliotidae. The transcript has 9 exons. Bases 108 to 1865 code for a protein of 585 amino acids. The record is from RefSeq and is a predicted model, not a curated record.
CCAGCACAACGGCCCCGGCUUCCACUACGUCGUCAUGGUCAGCAAGGAGGGGGGACAACACUGUCCAGAGCUUCAUCUUAAAUGACCCUUUCAAGGACCAUUUUGAAAUGCCAGUUGAUAACGUCUACCAGCCCUACACUGUAACAGUCAAGGCCGUCAACCGUAACGGCGAACCUGCAGAGCCUGCCAAGAGUCACAGGGGUUACUCCGGAGAGGGAGUCCCGCUGGUCUUUCCUGACAAUUUGACUCUGAGCGACUCAUCCCCUCUGGAUGAAGGACAAGCCCUGUUCUCGUGGACAGGGGUUGAAGACGACCCAGAAUUGAUUCGAGGAAAGCUGCAGGGAUACAUGGUCCGAUACUGGAAGUCAGGGGACCCAGACAACAUGUUUGAAACCCUGGUUCCACUCGAAUCCACGGAAACAUCGGGAACUCAAACAGUAAUCCGGAAUUUGCCGAUGUACUCCGAUCUUCAGGCUGACGUCACUGUUGCCAACACACAUUUCAAGAGCAUCGGCAGCAACGUCGUCAACUUCAGCACUCCAGAAGGAGUGCCGAAUCCCCCAGAGUACCUGAACGUGCUGCACCGUGGAGCCAUCCAUUUCCUGGUGGAGUGGGGGGAGCCAGCCAACACUAACGGUAUUCUGACUGGCUACAAAGUGGGCUACAAGCAGAUGGAUAGCACACACACAGGAAAUGUGACGGUUUUACCAGUGACCACCAGACGGCGCUCUUUCAUUAAGGAUCUCCAGGCCAACACGGAGUACCGCCUGUAUGUGUGGGCACUGACGUCGAAGGGCGAGGGAGACCCGAUCUACAAGGAUGCUAAAACGGCCAAGAAAACGACAGCAAUUACAAAGCCACAGAUUGUGGACAUGGAACCGACGGACACAGAAGUUGAAGUUACCUGGGAUCUCCAGAACAGCUCUGACACCAGAGCCGCCGCUUAUUACCGCCUGGAACACAAACUGCUGGGCACAGACGUCUGGAUACGCGGGGCGGGGAUAGACGACUUCCGGUUCUCCCAGAGCGUGUACGGCCUGCACCCACAGUCCACCUACGAGGUGCGGGUCGUGGCAAUGGACAGUGGGCAGCGGACGUACAGUGAUGCAGAGCAAGUCAGCACGGCGGAGAGAGAAUACGAGUAUGACUACGAAACAGACUACGGUUCAGGCAACGGAACCGGUGAUGACGAAGACAUGACCACUCAGGACGCUGUAACUCACAACGUACUCUUAGUCACGGAAUCGUCACAGCCAAAGAUGCAAGAGCUGACGACAGAAACCAAGAUGGCGGCAGCUCCAACAACAGACAGGGAACAUACGACUACACUGAUGUAUGAAACAGAGUCGUCCACGACAUCUCCUGUGUCAACCACGAAGGUGAUAGACAUCGAUGUUGGAAGCAAAGAUUCGUCAACAGAGCCGGGGAUAGUUUUACAUGGCAAAAAGGGUGAGGCCUACGAUGUUUCACAAAGUGGGGAUAUAAUCUACACUGUGGUCAAGAAUGACGGCCCAUUAGAUCUAAUAUGUAGGAUGAAGGGAUAUCGUUCCCGUGUCAAAUGGUACAAGGACGAUGUAUCCGUGCUGCGGUCAUCCGACAACAUCGUCAUGGUCGACCACCACCGGGUGACCGACGCUCGGCUCAUCAUCCUGAAGCCCAGGCUGAGUGAUGCGGGGAUGUACAAGUGUGUCGUCCACAGGAACAGUCCCAGCAAGGGCCAGUUCUUUCAGGUGACCUUGAAAAAGGAUGCCAAGGAGAAAUCCUGCGCUGUAUCGGGAAAUGACGCGAGUAGAGUUCAUUGGAGUGGUAUCGUAUGUGGCUUAUGUCUCGUCUUCCGAUCUCUGACUCUGUCUGUAUCAAGUUGAUGAAGCCCCCUCGCCAAUCUAGGACAGUUUAUAUAACAUUUCGUGAGGUAGGGGAACAAACUGGCAGCACCAUUUGUCAUCCAGGAAUUAUCAGAUGCCCGUGAAGGAACAGCUACUGUCAGAUUCAAGGAAACCAUCAUGCUUAAACUGGACCAUCGUCUCGUCAGUGCUUAAACUGGGACAUCAUUACGUCACAGCUUAAACUGGGACAUCGUCUCGUCAUUGCAGACAUUUUGGUGUGGCAAUUACUGGCUUAUACUAACACUGAAGGUUACCGUCUAUAAACGCAGCAGUGAGAGCACUUGCACAGACUAUAUACAAAUUGUGUACGCAAGCAUCGCUCCUGAUAUACCGGAAAGGAUCGUGCACUUAUGUUUCCACUUUUAUUGUCAUCUGCCGGCUCCUUUUGCAUCGUGAGAUUUAUGCAAACCUUUUUUCCACCUAUGUAUCUGCGAAGCAAAUUAUAAAGUAUCAAAUGUGUACACGUACAACGAAUAUAUGCAAGCCUGGUAACGGUAUCUGCUGAAUGUUGUUCCAGAAAAACGGCCCUGGUUAGGAACAUCAAGCUUAUUUAUGUACUAUUGUACUUAGUGUUGGGCUACGGUAUCGAGGUACCGAUAAGAAAGAAAUAGCCAAACAUGGGUUCAACAUAAACAUGACAUGUCCUUGUGUUCAGCAAACUCGAUAUAUCCAGUUGAUUGUAUGGUUACUAACUUUAAUGUUUCUAGAUUGAAUCAGAAGCCGUACAUAUGUGUAAGAAUCUAAAGUAUACAGUCACUGGUGAUAUAGCAGCUGUUGGUAUUUCCAACAUGGACGUUGGUUGGACCCUGAACACGUGGGCACUUAUUUAUUGAUCUUCACAUCGAAUGUAUCCGACCUUGAAACCUGUGUAAAUAUGCUAUGAACCUUUAGUGAUCUAAUAUGACUUAGGAAAGUUUCAUUCCCAUGCUUUUUGUACACACUAGUGCAGCUCGCCACAUGUUAUCUGUCUAUGUAAGUACAUUCCCAGUCAUGACACAACAGGCAUAUAGCCUGUAUAUCCCCAGAGCCCACAUCUAGGUUAACUUUAUCUAACCCUUAGAUCCAUUCCCGUGGUUGGUACGAUCGCCUGAUUUUCAUUUUACCAACAAUUCAAGCGUCGACGAGAGGGUAAGGGAGGUUACUCCAUAUUACCUAGACACCAAAGCCACCCGAAGUUUUAAUAUACAUUCACGCGUCCUUAAAAAUGGACGAAAUGUUAGAUCGAGUAGCGUAGCCAAUCAAAAUUGACAAUGGUUAAUCAAGGCAGGUAAUAUUGAGAUUGUGAGGACCCCGGAAUGGAUCCCGGGUUAGUGUAGGUUUGCCGACAUAUUGCCAUGGAGAUACAGAACCACGGGGCUGGGUACAUAUCUGUCUUCGAAUCUCUGUUUCAACUUAGAUGCGACGAACAACCAGGGCACUGAGCAAAUAUACCACACCCGAGUAUUCAAAUAAUGUCACGCUCUCAUCCCGUCUAGCGGUCAGUAAUGUCCACUCGUUUUAAUUACCUAUUUAACAUACCAGUAUUUGCUGGUUACAGUGUUUAGAUGUGUAUCAUUCAACUCAAUUUUUUCAGAUAUGCCAUCUAUAAUUUAUUUUUCAAACAAUUACCCAAAUCUUGGCUCAUGCAAGUUUCUUAUUCUAUCCUGUCUGGAACUGAAUCACAGGUUGUGAACGUUCCAGUGACUGGGUACCCGGCAGGAUGAGAAUCUCCCCUUCAGCAGGCUUUACUAGUAUUACUUUCCUUGCCCUGGAGGAACGAGAGUUGGUAUGACCCUCAUGUCAUACAAGCGGUGUAUUUUGACAUUCGUCAUUAAUAUCAACCUUUCCGAUUGGUCACGACAGUUAGUACAGGAAGGAGCUGUUCAACAACCUCUGUCUGAUGUUUUGGUGUUUGUCAUUAGUCUUGCGAACGUAUCAUCAUAUGUUGAUUUCUCAACCAUGUUUAUUUAUAUUGUACACAACCAUCACGUUCAUGCUGUAAAUAAACGCACUCUCUGUUCAUGUAUUUGA